Entamoeba invadens IP1 is the source of this 957-nucleotide messenger RNA. Its product is annotated as leucine rich repeat containing protein BspA family protein. Lineage: Eukaryota; Evosea; Mastigamoebida; Endamoebidae. The record is from RefSeq and is a predicted model, not a curated record. The transcript has a single exon. The annotation marks the transcript as partial.
UUUGAUUACCAUCGCGUCUUAUUUUUAUGUCCUGUUUCAUACACUUUUUACAUACAAAACAGCGAAAAUCAACAUUUUGUUUUUAAAAAUGUGACAUAUACAAAAGAAGACAAAAAAGAAUAUGGAAACACUCUUCCCAACAAUGUCAACUCUUUUGAAAAUCGUCUUUUUAAAGGGAAAAAAACACUUUAUACCAUCACCAUUCCCCAACAAAUGACGUUGUUAUGUGAAGACUCUUUUAAUUAUUGCACCAACUUGACUUCUGUGGUAUUAUCGAACGUAAGAAGAAUUGAAACUUGUUGUUUUGAUGGAUGCGCAUUCUCUUCAAUUUUAUUACCUUCGACUUUAGAGCAUCUUGGGGAUAAGGCUUUUAACUAUUGUAAUUGCCUUAGUGAAAUCACUAUACCAGGAAGUGUCACAUACAUUGGUUCUUCGUGUUUCUGGGGAUGUGGUUUGAUGACACUUGUUGUUGAAAGGGGGGUUAAAUAUUUGAGCGAAAGAUGUUUUGAAGACUGUGAUUAUUUGAGUGUGAUAAAAAUAUCAAAUAGUGUCACAUCUCUUGGAAAAUCAUGUUUUAGAGGCGACAUAGGAAUUAUAGGUGGAAGGUUGCCAUAUAAUAUUAAAGAGAUACAAAGCUGUUGUUUUUAUUAUUGUAGUUCACUUGAGAGAAUUAUACUUCCAAAGAAUUUGGAAUAUAUCGGAGAAGCUGCGUUUGGUGAUUGUGAAAAUUUAAUAGAAAUAAAAAUACCUGAAGGAGUACUAGAAUUACCAAAACAUUGUUUUGGUAAUUGUCUUCAAUUGAGUAAAGUUGAAUUAAAUAAUAAUAUUAAAAGACUUGGUGAUAUGUGUUUUGAUUACUGUAAAAAUUUAUACGAAAUUGAACUCCCAGAAUCGCUCACUUGUAUCGGAAAAGAUUGUUUUCUUAAACAAUGUGUGUUAAAAAAGAAGAAAAAAUAA